AUGAGCGGACCCGUCUUCCUGGGACUCAACGUGCCAUGGAACCGCUUCGGCUACGACAUUGGUGGUGGGGAAUGGGAUGCUGGCUGGUUCGACAAUGUGUUCAGCCUUGCGUCAAACGCAUCGGCCAAUGCCGUCCGUGUCUUCCUCCACGCCGACGCUCGGGCGACUCCGUCCUACGAUAACGCAACGCACCAAGUGACUGGCUUGCCGGGAGCUUUCCUCCCUGAGCUGUUGGAGCUGGUCGUGCUGGCGCGGUCCCACCGGCUGGUUCUGCAGCUCGUACUCUGGUCAUUCGACUUGUGCAAGCGCUCCUUCGGCGCAGAUCUGAUCAGCAACUCGACCCUGGUCGAGGGCUACAUUGCCCGCGCUCUCGAGCCAAUGCUUGCCGCGCUGGCUGGCGCGCCAGGUGGCAGUGACCACGUCGUGUUGGAGCUGAUCAACGAGCCCGAGUGGUGUGUUGUCGACUCCUGCACGACCGAGUGGUGCAUCCCGCUUGCGGCCAUGCAGCGCUUUGUCGGGCUGCUGGCGGCGGGCGUGCACGCUGCCUCCCCGCUGCCAGUCACUGUCGGCUCUGCUUCGCUAAAGUGGAGUGGCUCAGACAACAGCUCGGCAGAGGGCAACUGGUGGUCGGACAGAGCUCUGUUUGAUGCGGCGGCCGGCGGUAAGGACCCUCCGGCACUCGCGCGUCUCGACCUGGUCAAUGUUCACUUGUGGGAAUGGAUGGUGGAUCCUGUGUGGGGCUACGACCCCUGCCGGGCGCCAGCUGCCUACUGGGGCGCCGAGAAGCCAAUCGUGGUGGCUGAGAUGCCAGACUCGCUCGCUAACCGCUCCGCAGAUGGCCUCCUCGGCUGCGCAGUUGGCCAAGGCUUCCGCGGCGGCUUGUUUUGGGCUGUGAAUGACCCGGCGCACCCGCUCCGCGACGCCUACCAAGCGCUCCAUCUGCGAGUAGCUAAGGACAACUCGUUCGAGAGUCUCGUGGCUUGGUUACAUCGCUUGCCCACGGGCAAUGCCGAGCCCACGCUACCCCCACCGCAUGAAUCGGCAACGGCGCGGGCUGCUGCAGAGAAAACAGGGAUUCAGGCGGCGUUCUUCGCAGUGGCGAUCGCCCUCGCUACCGCCCUGAUGCGGAUGCGCCGUCAAAACUUCUCACUGACGAGUCGAUAUCGACGCCUGGCCCUAGUCAGCCCAAUUCGGCGGGCGCACCGCACACGACAGUGGAACUCGGAAGCUCCGAUGCGUGAAGUGAAUUUUAUCUUUUGA
This is a messenger RNA of Emiliania huxleyi CCMP1516, 1260 nucleotides long. RefSeq lists its product as hypothetical. Bases 1 to 1260 code for a protein of 419 amino acids. The transcript has 4 exons. NCBI's taxonomy places the organism in Eukaryota, Haptophyta, Isochrysidales, Noelaerhabdaceae. The record is from RefSeq and is a predicted model, not a curated record.